This is a messenger RNA of Vicia faba (fava bean), 636 nucleotides long. Lineage: Eukaryota; Viridiplantae; Streptophyta; Magnoliopsida; Fabales; Fabaceae. The record is from the annotation of a GenBank genome assembly.
AUGGAGCUCUUGUCAGACGAGAACCCUUUGUAUUCCGGUGAUCAAGGUGCACUCGCUCUUCCAUCUGUAUUGGAUAUAACAGAUGGAUCUAUGAAGCUGAUAAAUUCCCAUCCUGCUAUGAUGCAUCAUCAUCAUUCUCAAAAUCUUGGUCGUUCUAUAUUUUUGAAACGAUCACGGUAUUACUAUGGCCACCAGUAUUCUCGACGUAACUCUGCCAAUCAUGCCAAUGCAUCGUCUUCUCGCAGCAAAGGUUCUUCCUCAUUCGAUGACAGCCUUUCCUUCAAGUUGGCUCCUCAACCCAACUCACAGCCCAGACAACAUACAGAGUAUAGAGAGAAGACAUGUUCUAGGCCAGAGAGAAUCCGAUCAAGUUCUUUCACGAUGGAUUCAGUAUCACAGGACGUCGUGAAGAUGGUUUGCAUGAUAUGUGAGAAGCCACUGAGACAGAAAUUUAAUUUUAUGGCGAACUCACUGUCUUGCAAUGAACUUGCAGUUGUAGCAGUUUUAGUAUGUGGUCAUGUUUAUCAUGCGGAUUGUCUCGAGCAAAGAACUAGCCUCCAAGAACUACGCGAUCCAUCAUGCCCUAUAUGUACAGGUUUAUUCUUGCAGGAUCAUGAAUGUAAAGAACAAGAGUAG